Molecule: messenger RNA, 4530 nt
Organism: Aspergillus glaucus CBS 516.65
Lineage: Eukaryota; Fungi; Ascomycota; Eurotiomycetes; Eurotiales; Aspergillaceae
Product: putative SNF2 family helicase/ATPase
Exons: 3
Coding region: 211-4467 (1418 amino acids)
Biological process (GO): DNA damage response; protein polyubiquitination
Cellular component (GO): nucleus
Molecular function (GO): ATP-dependent chromatin remodeler activity; ubiquitin protein ligase activity; ATP binding
Source: RefSeq, a predicted model, not a curated record
GGACCUGUCCCCGAUUCUCUGGCCGCCGUUAUCGAGCGAACCGAUGCGCCUGAUACGAAGGAUCCUCCAAAAAAACGUCGCAAGUUGACGGACAGGGCACCUCGCAGUCUUUCGGAGCUCAAUGGUGUCUCCGAAGCUGGGGUGCCCAAUGGGUUCAUUCCUUUAGCACGCGUCAAUCUGCACCUGAAUUAUGCAGAGACAAAUCUGGAGAUGGAUGGCUCCGGCGCCUACAUCGACCUGCCUCAACGGUUUCCUGUCCAAUUUCAUGCUCGGAAUAUAAAUAUGCGCAAUAAAGGCGGUUUGACUCCGAGGAUAGUGGGUCGCGAGGAUACCGAUCAUGACUGCUUUAGACUGGAGUUAAAGUCAGUAACAGAUGGGAAGGUUAUAUUCUCUGAGCGAUCAGUGGAUCCGGCGUUGCUCGGCAUCGAGAAGUUACUGCAACUUACCUCUAAAUCUCUCUGCGCCGACUUUUGCCGCCGCCAUGACCCUGUGGCGUGCUAUCAAGCAAUUCUACAUUGCUUGCCUGAUAGGAAAUCUUUCCGUCUAGAGCUAGUCCUCUUGUGUAUUGAUUCGCUAGAGGUGCGGGGCUUGAGUCAGUUUCGGGAUGAUCAAUUGGAGAUCUACUCACGAUAUGUCAUACGCGAGCCGCAGGAUGUCUUCAAGGAGGACGCCAGUCACAUUUUCAGGCGUUCCUGGCAAGCAAAGGAGUUAAAUGAGCAGGCGAAACGGUGGUCGCCACGCGACUUUUACAAGAAUGUUCAUGUCCCUGAGGACACUCCCAAGACAUCUGCAGACAUAAAGUGUGGUAUGGUCGAGAGCCAGCUCUAUCCUUUCCAAAAAAGAGCAGUCAGAUGGCUUUUGCAACGGGAGGGGAUGGAACUUCAUCCGAAUGGAAAGGUCGUUCCAGUUCAGAAAGCGUCCGGUAAUCAUCUUCCGGCGUCUUUCCAAGAAUUCACUGAUGCAGAUGGCCGGCCUUACUUUGCCAGCCGUUUGUUCAUGACUGCUACUACCGGUUUUCCGGAUUGGUAUGAUGCCGAAGAGCAUCUAAAGGGUGGCAUCCUUGCGGAAGAAAUGGGUCUAGGAAAGACCGUCGAGAUGAUUACCUUGAUAUGCCUGAACCGUCGCAAGCUGGCUGGUGAGCAGCCACCGUCAGAUGUUGAGGGCAAGAAUCCCAGGCCAUCAGGGGCCACUCUGAUCAUAACGCCGCCUGCGAUUCUUGAGCAAUGGAAACAAGAAAUCCAGCAGCAUGCACCAGCGCUCCGUAUCUUCGAGUAUAUCGGCAUUCAACGCCACGAGGAUCAAUCAGACGAUGCACUCGCCGAGAUGCUUGCCAGCUACGAUGUUGUGCUCACAACUUAUAAUACACUUUCUCGGGAAAUCCACUAUACCGGUGGUGCGCCAGAGCGGAAUCUACGACAUCAAAAGAAAUUUGAACCAAGAAUAACGCCUCUGUUACGGAUAGAUUGGUGGCGAGUUUGCCUGGAUGAAGCCCAGAUGGUCGAGCACGGUGUCAGCAACGCUGCCACAGUUGCUCGUUUAAUCCCUCGACAUAAUGCAUGGGCUGUGACGGGAACGCCAAUCCGCAAGGACAUGGGUGAUCUCUAUGGCCUUCUUUUGUUCCUCCACUAUGAACCCUUCUGUGGUCAGACAGCUACAUGGAACCGAUUGUGCGGGCGAUUUCAGUCCGUGCUCACGGACAUUGUCAAUACCAUCACCCUCCGACAUAGCAAAGACCACGUCCGCAGUGAGCUCGAUUUGCCACCCCAGAAAAGAUUCGUCAUCACCAUUCCCUUCACCGCCGUCGAAGAGCAGCACUAUGGUCAGCUGUUCGAGCAGAUGUGCGAGGAUUGCGGGAUCGACCUGUCUGGCGCGCCAUUGAACAACUGGGACUCCGAAGACCCAACAACCGUCGACAAAAUGCGUGGCUGGCUGACAAGACUCCGCCAGACCUGCCUCCACCCCGAGAUAGCGGGGCGGAACCGUCGCGCGCUGGGCACUGGUAACGGGCCGCUCCGCUCUGUAUCCGAAGUUUUGGAGGUGAUGAUUGAUCAGAAUGAUACGGCUAUCCGGGCGGAGCAGCGUUCCAUGCUUCUGUCUCAAAUUCGGCGGGGUCAGUUGUUGGAAAAUGCGCGGCGUCGUCAGGAAGCUCUUAAUCUGUGGAAUGGGGCUCUGGAGUUAGCUAGUGCCAUUGUGAAGGAUUGUAAGGCGCAGCUGAAAUUGGAACUUACAAGAUCUCGGUCAUUAGAAGGCACCAGCUCGAAUGCGAAUGAGGGCGAGAGUGAAGAAGACGAUCAAAUGGAAAAGAACAGUCGUAUAGGCACGUACCGUCAAAGGCUGCGUGCUGCGCUGGAAGUCGAGCACAUUUGUAUUUUUUUCACGGGAAACGCAUAUUAUCAAAUCAAGUCAGAUUCGAAGCUUACUGCGCCUGGUUCUGAGGAUUUCAAGUCUCUGGAGAAGCAGGAAAUGUAUGCGUACGAAGCCGCAAAGUUGAUCAGAAAAGAGAUGCUGUCCGAAGUGUCCCAGAAGGUUGACCGAUACAUGAGGUCUAUAAAGGACAAGAAAAAGGACGAGAAAUUCGUCCAUAUCCCCGAGUUUGAACCGCACGUCUUCUCAACCGGUAUUGAGUCCCGUCGUGUACUAGAGAAACUUGAGGAUUUCUGCGAUGCAAUGAACGAGCAUGCUGAGCAGUACAAAGAAUGGCGCGAUGUCAUGGUCAACUUGUUAUCGCAAUCGCUCAUUGAUCAAGAGGAGGAUACAGAACUUGAGGGAAACGAGUAUGAAACAUCAACGAAGCACCAGGACGAAAUGUACGUCUACAUAGAAGCCCUACGUGCCAUGUUCGCCGAUCGACACGACGCCCUCACAGGACAAAAGAAUAUCCUCGUCGCCCAUGAAGUCAAAGGAGGCAUUAUCCAAGCCCAAGGCGGAGAAGGUCCUUCUCCGCAGCUCUUCCUGUCGGCAAUGAAUAAGCGCAGUCUGCUCAAGCCGGACCCCGAGCUUGGCUCGCUCCGUGGGAUUCUCGGGGAGCUUCGCAGUCUUAUCACAUCGCUGGAGUGGCAGGAGAAUGAAGGAAGCGCGCGUGCUGCCGCCGAACUUCAAUUGGCGAAAGCCGUGCUUGAAAAUGCGAGUAAAAUGAAUGCCGAGCAAACCAAGGUUAGUUCGGGCUUGGAGAGGGAGGUGGAAAUGUUUCGAGACACGAUGAAUAAUCGUCUCGAAUACUACCGGCAGCUGCAGCAGAUUUCGGAUACUGUGGCGCCAUAUGACGAGGAGAGCGUCGGUAAGCCGAUAAACGACACGCUCUUUGCCGAGAAACUCCGGCAAGAGGAAGCUAUAGACGAGAAGAUCCCUAGCCUGAAGGCAAAACGCCGCUAUCUCUUGCACAUCAAAGAAGAGCCAGAUUCGGACGGCUCUUCGAGUAUAUGCAUCAUCUGCCAAACGGGCUUCGAACACGGUGUAUUGACUGUAUGUGGCCACAAGUACUGCAAGGAUUGUUUGCAGUUGUGGUGGAAGCAGCACCGAACUUGCCCGAUUUGCAAGAAGCGCCUGAAAGCCAGGGAUUUCCAUCAAAUCACGUACAGACCUGAGGAUUUCGUCGUGCGAGAAGAAAAGACCCCGACUAAGAUAGGACCGGCGCCGGAGCGGUCUUCGAAGAAUUCGUCUAUCUAUACUGACGUCAGCACCAGUACUCUGAGAGAGAUCAAGAACAUCGAUGUUAACGGCUAUUUCGGUACCAAGAUUGAUACGCUGGCCCGCCACAUAUUGUGGCUGCGGAUGCACGAUCCUGGGUCCAAGUCGAUUGUAUUCUCUCAGUAUAGGGUUUUUCUGGAUGUGCUUUCUGUUGCCUUAUCGCACUACAAAAUUGAUUACAGUAGUGUCGAUAGUAAAGGCGGUAUAGAGAAUUUCAAAAACGAUCAAGCGAUCGAAUGCUUUCUUCUACAUGCCAAAGCGCACUCAUCCGGACUCAACCUGAUCAACGCUACUCAUGUUUUCCUCUGCGAGCCGCUCAUCAACACCGCAAUCGAAUUGCAGGCCAUUGCCCGUGUCCACCGUAUCGGUCAACACCGUGCAACCACUGUCUGGAUGUACCUCGUCUCAGGAACGGUCGAGGAAGCGAUCUACGACCUUUCUGUGUCCCGUCGUCUUUCUCAUAUCACCGCAAAGAAGAAAGAAGAAGAAGAGACUCACGCAUCAUCGAAGAUGCACCUCAAUGGCAAUGACAAGGAGGCUAUAGACGAAACUACGAUAGACUCGGCAAAUUCGAUGGAAAUGCAAAGUACGGCAUUGUCCAAGCUCAUGGCCGGCGGUGCAUCUGGUGGCGAGAUCGUCAAGAAAGAUGAUCUAUGGCAGUGUCUCUUCGGGGAUCCCAGCAAGAAUCAGGGAUCCGGUCAACAUUCCAUGGGUGCUGAUAGCGAAGUUGGGAAAUUUCUGAGGGCUGAAGCGGCAGAACAAAGAGUCGCUAAAAGUUGAGACGGAGGAACCCGUCGAUAGAAUGUAAAUAUAGAGAUAAUAUAUGAAUAUAUACCUUUUGCU